Micropterus dolomieu (smallmouth bass) is the source of this 3725-nucleotide messenger RNA. RefSeq names its product cytochrome P450 2J1-like. The transcript has 9 exons. Gene Ontology annotation, molecular function: iron ion binding; oxidoreductase activity, acting on paired donors, with incorporation or reduction of molecular oxygen, reduced flavin or flavoprotein as one donor, and incorporation of one atom of oxygen; heme binding. The record is from RefSeq and is a predicted model, not a curated record. Gene Ontology annotation, biological process: xenobiotic metabolic process. NCBI's taxonomy places the organism in Eukaryota, Metazoa, Chordata, Actinopteri, Centrarchiformes, Centrarchidae. Gene Ontology annotation, cellular component: intracellular membrane-bounded organelle; cytoplasm. Bases 79 to 1569 code for a protein of 496 amino acids.
AGUAAGCAAGUCAUUCUCCGUGCAAAGCUGCACAUUUUUAAUGCGACAGCUGCACUCGCGCCCUUCCUCUGCUUCACAAUGUGGCUGUGGUAUUUGUUUCUGUGGCUUGAUGUAAAGGGAUUGCUGCUUCUUAGUUUUACUGUUCUCUUCCUAGUGUAUUCUCUGAACAAAAAGGAUCCACCUAACUUUCCACCAGGACCACCGGCUCUCCCUCUUUUAGGAAACGUCUUCAGCAUUGAAUCUAAACAGCCUCACAUUUACCUGACCAAGCUAGCUGAUGUUUAUGGGAAUGUGUUCUGCAUACGCCUGGGGAGACACAAAACAGUGUUUGUGUCUGGAUGGAAGAUGGUGAAGGAAGCCAUAGUGACACAGGCUGACAACUUUGUGGACCGGCCUUAUAGCCCGAUGGUGACCAGGAUUUAUUCAGGGAACUCAGCGGGUCUUUUCUUCAGUAAUGGGAACGUGUGGCGGAGACAGCGGCGUUUUGCCAUGGCCACGUUACGUACUUUUGGCCUGGCCAAGAGCUCCAUGGAGCAGAGCAUCUGUGAAGAGAGUCGUCAUCUGCAAGAGUCGAUGGUGAAGGAGAAAGGUGAGCCGUUUGACCCUGUGCCCCUUUUAAACAAUGCUGUGGCCAACAUCAUCUGCCAGAUAGUGUUUGGGAAACGGUUUGACUACAGUGACCACAAUUUCCAGAGCAUGCUGAAGAAUCUGACUGAGAUGGCCUAUCUGGAAGGCUCCAUAUGGGCUCUACUGUAUGAUGCCUUCCCAGCACUGAUGAAACACCUACCGGGGCCUCACAAUGGCAUCUUCAGCAACUCCAAAUGUUUGGAGGCAUCUAUCAGGGGAGAGAUAGAGAGGCACAAGUUGGAUCUGGAUCCAAGCAACCCACGAGAUUACAUCGACACCUUCCUGAUAGAGAAAAAUAAUAAAAACAGUGAACUGGGCUUUGAUGAUCGCAACCUGGUUUUGUGUUGUCUGGAUCUGUUCCUGGCUGGUAGUGAAACCACUUCAAAGACCCUGCAGUGGGGCCUCAUCUACCUCAUCAACAACCCUCAUAUCCAGGACAAAGUCCAGGCAGAGAUAGACAGAGUGAUCGGACAGACCCGCCAGCCCACUAUGGCCGACAGACCCAACCUGCCCUACACUGACGCUGUCAUCCACGAGAUCCAGAGGAUGGGAAACAUUGUUCCUCUUAAUGGACUCAGAAUGGCCGCCAAGGACACGACACUGGGUGGUUACUUUAUACCAAAGGGAACCACAGUGAUGCCCAACCUGACAUCUGUGCUGUUUGACAAGAAUGAGUGGGAAACUCCUGACACCUUUCACCCUGAACACUUCCUGGAUGCUGAAGGAAAGUUCAUGAGGAGGGAUGCAUUUUUACCUUUCUCUGCAGGAAAGCGCGCAUGUCUGGGUGAAGGCCUGGCGAGAAUGGAGCUGUUCCUGUUUUUCGUCAGUUUGUUUCAGAAAUUUUAUUUUUCCACUCUGGAAGGAGUCGAGCUGAGUACAGAAGGAAUCACUGGAGCCACACGCACACCAUAUCCCUUUAAGAUCUAUGCCAAAGCCCGCUGAACCCUGCAACAUACCAUAGACUAUAUGUUUGUUAUACAUAGUUUUCAUUUCAGUAUCCCUAUACCAUUCAAGUUUUUAAGCAGUUAGACAGCAAUAUAUCCCGUCAAUAACAUGAGAAAUACUGGACUAUGGUGGCACGAGGAGGUAAUGAAGAACUAUAGCAUGCGCUUUGUUUUGCCACAAUACAUAAUCGCAUACUGUGUGAUGAAUUAUUGUUUUGACACUGUUACACGACCGCUAGGCAGCACCAAAACUCUUUCACCUGUUAAUGAAAAAUUCAACAAAUAUCUCAAUCAUGUCUUAUUUUCCCACUUGUCGCUUUCCAGUUAGACUAUUGCCCACUAUAAAAAAAAAAAAAAAAAAUGUCAUUACAGAAAGGCCAGAUCUUGUAUCCUUUUUGUCUCGUUAAUUAUCUACAGUACGUAUGGCUGGAUUUGUUCUGAUGGAGUUGACUUGUAAAUUGCUGCUUUGUCACAUGUGAAGGCACUGAUGACCUAGAAACACCUGUGUGUCAAAUGAUUUGUGAACCGUGUUGAAAUGAAACACAUUGAUUGGUGCAGGCCUCCCAAACUGAGAUUGAUAGUACUGAAUGUAAAACGCAGUUUUAGAAAAAGUUUAUUUAUUCACAAGAAAACCAAAAGGAUUUACGUUUUUAACUCCUUAAGUUCCUGAAUAUUCACAAUGCCUUUGUCAGUUUUCUUUACGUACACACAAACAUAACACUAUACAUGUAGUUCCUGCGCUGUGCUACGCUUGAUCACUUAUUUUUAUGUAAAUGCUUUUAAGUCAGCCGUCGACAAGAAUCAUCCGUAGCAAUGGAAAAUAAAAGCGCCUUAACAUAAACAUCUAUCGAUCACACAUGGCAAAACCAUUAUAACAGAAUGCUUCUUUAGUGUGAUUGCAAACAUAUAGUGUGACAAGCCAAUCAAAAGCCAUUUCAUGUUGUGAAACUAGUGUAGUUUAACUUAAGACUCCCUAAAAGGUUGGUAAGACAAUAACCCACAAUGUCAAAGAAAACAGCUGCUUCUCUGCUGCGCUCUGAACUUCCACCGACACUAAAAUAUCCUGAAAACAUGUCCAUGAUUAAAUAGAAUAUCAACUACAGUGAUUAAAAAUCUCAAGUUACAAUUUGCAGGUACUGUAUGAAAACUUAACCUGGUUCUGACAUUUAGGAUCAGAAGCUGGUGGUAAAAUCAUGUUUACAUUACAGUUGUGCAACUUCAAUUAUAGACCGAUUACUCACUACUAAAUAAGAUGCAAGAUAUUCAGUAAAUAGACAAGCCUCCAGUUUUCAUUUAAGGAGCAGUAAGGAAAUCAAAUCACACUUUAGGAGUAUAGAAAAUACAUGAUAAAUAGUAGAGCUAGUAUUCCUGAAUUUCUUGUGUAGGAAUCGUUGUUGCAGCACCUCAGAUGUUUUUAUUUAUGAUGAUUUAUAGGAUUUUUCACAGCUUUCCAUGAUGGGCUUGUUCCAUUUUAGCAAAAAAAAUAAAAUGUAAGUGAUGUUUGAUGCACAAAAGCAGUUGGUGGCCAGCACCAAAUAUAGCAAUAAUUUCCUCAAAACACAUCGUAAGCACGCUUGUCUGACAACAUUAGUAUCCCCUUAACUGCAUAGUAUGAUGGUACACACAUUCUGAAUAAAACAGCUAAGCAUUCAUUUAUGUUUCUCAUUCCUGAUCGAGUACGCAGCAUGACAGGCUAAAUUGAUUAUAGUAAGUAUUCAGCUGAGUCUGCAGUUGGCAAUGCAAACCCACAGGGCAAAUAUGCUCCAAGUCUGGUUGUGAGUGUGUGCGCGUUUUAGCUAGUGAGGUGAACAUAGGUUGUGAGUUCAUGUUCUAUGGAAGGUCAGCCUGCAGCCAGUGUAUUGUGGGACAGUAUGCUAUGAACUCCGGCUGGUAACCUAUAGGGUUGUGACUGAUAAGUGCUCAUUGAUCCCAAUCAGCUCAUCUGGGGCCCCCUACCCAAGCGCUGAGAGCAGAUGUGUUUAAGGUCACUUGAGUGCUCACUGGUAGGAGGGAGCGAGGGAGGGUAUUUUUCUCUUAACAGAAUAAAAGUGAGACAUUUGGCUCUAUGACGAGGUCUAUUUGGGGUUAGUGGCAGGCACGCUGAUGGAGAGCGCACGACGUGGGGCGUUUGAGACUUGCCGCUGCUGGGACAAG